AUGUCAAUUACUUACAAAUUAUCCAAUAAGCCAAUUCAUGACCAUUCCUAUUCUCCGGAUGGGUCAAUCAUGGCAAUUACCAAAGAAAACAUUGUUGAAAUCUAUCAAGUUUCAUCAAAACCAACUUUGAUCACUACUUUAAAAGGUCAUGAUAAAACAGUUGCCUCUGUUGAUAUCUCAAUUGAUGGUAAGAUUUUAACUUGUUCCCAAGAUAGAAAUGCAUUAGUUUGGGAUUGGGAUCAAAGCAAGAAUGAAUAUGUUCCAACCUUGGUUUUAUUAAGAAUUAAUAGAUCUGCUAAUUAUUGUAGAUGGAGUCCAAAUGGUAGUAAAUUUGCAGUUGCAUCAAGUGAUAGAAUUGUCGCUGUUUGUUAUUAUGAAGAAGAAAAUAAUUGGUGGGUUUCUAAACAUUUGAAGAAACCUAUCAAAUCAACCAUCACUUCAUUAGAUUGGCAUCCAAAUAAUGUAUUAUUAGCUACUGGUUCAACUGAUGGUCAUGUUAGAGUCUUUUCCAGUUUUAUCAAAGGAUUAGAUGAAAAACCUGAAGGAAGUGUUUGGGGAACAAAAUUACCCUUCCAAACUUUAUGUGGAGACUUCACCAAUGAAACUGGUGGUUGGGUUCAUGAUGUUAAAUUUUCAUUAGAUGGUGACUCUGUAGGAUUUGUUAGUCAUGAUUCCUCAUUAACUAUUGUCUCACCACAAGGUGAAGGUGUCCCACCAGUUUUUGUUAAUACUUUCACUAGUCAUUUACCUUUCAAAGCUUUAUCGUUCAUUGGACCAAAUUCUGUUGUGGUUAGUGGUCAUAACUUAAACUUAUUGGUUUUUGAAGGUCCUAAUUGGCAACAAACAAGAGUAGUUGAUCAAACUGUCAAAGCUGUUGCCAAAGUCGAUGAAGACGAAGAAAUCUCUAGUCAUGACGCUUUGAAUAUGUUCAGACAAUUAGAUUUAAAAGGUAGAGUCAAAGAAAAGUCUACCAACGGUGGUGCUGACCAUACAAAUACAGUUGAAAGUAUUAGAAUCGUCAACGGUAAAGUCAGUACCAGUGGUAUUGAUGGUAAAGUAGUUAUCUUCUCUGUUUAA
This is a messenger RNA of Yamadazyma jaroonii, 1077 nucleotides long. The record is from the annotation of a GenBank genome assembly. Lineage: Eukaryota; Fungi; Ascomycota; Pichiomycetes; Serinales; Debaryomycetaceae.